Messenger RNA from Schizosaccharomyces octosporus yFS286, 722 nucleotides. Its product is annotated as 60S ribosomal protein L11. The transcript has a single exon. Gene Ontology annotation, biological process: translation. The record is from RefSeq and is a predicted model, not a curated record. NCBI's taxonomy places the organism in Eukaryota, Fungi, Ascomycota, Schizosaccharomycetes, Schizosaccharomycetales, Schizosaccharomycetaceae. The coding region runs from base 53 to 577 and encodes 174 amino acids. Gene Ontology annotation, molecular function: structural constituent of ribosome; RNA binding. Gene Ontology annotation, cellular component: ribosome; cytosolic large ribosomal subunit.
GAGAAUGUGAACGUGCUCGCGAGAAGGAAAAGAACUACCAACAUCCAACACCAUGGCAGAGAAGGCACAAAACCCUAUGAAGGAGCUCCGUAUCUCCAAGUUGGUGCUCAACAUCUCCUUGGGAGAAUCUGGUGAUCGUCUCACCCGUGCCGCAAAGGUUUUGGAACAACUUUCUGGUCAAACUCCCGUUUUCUCCAAGGCCCGUUACACUAUCCGUCGUUUCGGUAUCCGUCGUAACGAAAAGAUUUCCUGCCAUGUCACUGUCCGUGGUCCCAAGGCUGAGGAAAUUUUGGAACGUGGUCUUAAGGUCAAGGAGUACGAGUUGAAGCGUCGCAACUUUUCUGCCACUGGUAACUUUGGCUUCGGUAUCCAAGAACACAUUGACUUGGGUAUUAAGUACGAUCCUUCCAUUGGUAUUUACGGUAUGGACUUCUACGUCGUCAUGGACCGUCCUGGUAUGCGUGUCACUCGCCGUAAGGCCCAACGUAGCCGUAUUGGUUUCACUCACAAGAUCACUCCUGAGGAUACCAUUAACUGGUUCAAGCAAAAGUAUGAUGCUCUUGUUACUGGAAAAUAAUUUAAGUUCCUUAACUCUUUUGUAUUCUUACCUUUAUAAUGGUGGUUGGUAGCGAAUAUUCGGUAACAGUUGUGUAGUAUUUCUUUAGUAACGAUGUAAGUUCCAGGGCUUGUGAUAUACUGAUAGUGUGUAAAACAAAUUGUCG